Pseudonaja textilis is the source of this 2217-nucleotide messenger RNA. The record is from RefSeq and is a predicted model, not a curated record. Lineage: Eukaryota; Metazoa; Chordata; Lepidosauria; Squamata; Elapidae.
AUGCCCGGGACUCUCAAGAUUAAGUCUUGUGUCAGCUUCUGGGGGAAAAACAUCACCUGCUACUGGGAUCUUCUGCCAGAAAUGGAUUCUCCAACCACCUACACCCUCCAAGUCACGGAGGAAGCUGGACACUGCCAAAGAGACUUUGGCCUCCCCAAGAACUGCGUGGCUGAUCCAGGAGAACGUUGGUGUGGCGUUCCAGUGGAGAACCUCUUUGCUUUCUACAAGAUCAAAUUAAUUGCACAGAACCAGCAGCUGUGGACUGACUCCUCGGAGAAAUGUGUCCAUGGAAUGAGCAUUGUGAAACUGAGUCCACCAGUAUUGAACGUGGUUGUACCCCAAAGCCACUGCCUCCAACCACAAUGGAACCAGCCUGGGGACGAGCUGAUAUCGGCAACGGAGGCCCAGUACGAGAUCCGGUACUGUGACCUGAUGGAGCUCUCUUGCCUGCAGGUAAAUUUUACAACCCUGGAGAAUGCUCCCCUUUCUGCAAACAUCUGUGGGCUGUUCCCCUUUACCAACUACUCUUUGCAAGUCCGGGCAAAAUAUCUGCAGAGUUCUGCUUUCCAAAGUGAUGGUGAUGCCUUUUGGAGCAACUGGAGCUUGGAGACAUUUGCAAGGACCCUUCCAGCAGUGCCUUCCCGAGGGCCAGCAUUCUGGAGGAAACUAGGAAACCCCACUGCUGACAAAAAGAGGGCGGUUGUCUUGAUGUGGAAGCCCUUGAAGCCCAAGGAAGCCAACGGUGAGAUUUUGGGGUACAGCCUCCUCUCUCAGAGGAAAGGGGAGCUCACGGCGCCCGAAUGCAUCACUCACCACCUGCGGUGUCGGCUGGUCCUCCCGGCCGGCGAAGAAUUCGCCUUUUAUCUCACCGCCAAAAACAGAGUUGGCAUCUCACCUCCAACCAAGCUGGUGAUUCCAGCCUUCCCUAACCCAGAAGUCCCGCCUUCCCCCCUGUCCAUCCUCGUGUCCUCAGCAGGGGACCACUCCCUCCUCUUACAGUGGUCUCUUCCCAGCACCCCAAGGAUGGACUUUGUUCUGGAAUGGAAAAAACUGCCCGAGGAGGAAGAGGAAGACCCACACUGGCAGUAUGAGAAUGUCAACCACGCUGUCAUUACUGAAGCCAUCGAGCCUGGGAAUCGUUAUGCCGUGAAGAUCUUUGGACUCUUAGAUGGCCGUCUCAGAGCCUUUGGUUCGACUCACGCUUACUCCAAGCAAAUCGCUCCACGUCGGGCCCCGGCUUUGUAUCCCACUCAGGUCUGGAAAUCUUGGGUGGAGCUGCAGUGGGAGAGGCUCCCCUUGGAAGAACAAGGUGGCGAGAUCCAGAACUACACCCUCUACUACAAGGAAGAGAAGAAGGAGGCCUAUCGGGCCGUGGUGCUGGACGGCUCAGUGCAUCACUACGUCAUCAACGGCUUGGCCCCCGGCUCAACUGUGAGGGUGUACAUGGUGACGGCCAACGAAGGCGGGAGCACCAGAGGAUCCUUGCUGUCCAUCCGCACUAAGAACUAUGACUAUGGGGAAGUUGAAAUCCUGGUCUCAGUUUUUUGCAUAGGGUUUGUCAUUCUCCUUGCAGGAACUUUGGUCUGCGUUUCCAGACAUCGAUCACUUCGGAAGUAUCUAUGGCCACAGAUUCCAGAUCCAAGAAAAAGCAAUUUGGCUACUUGGAUACCACAGAACAUGUGCCUGGACUUCACAUCUCAUGGCCCUGAGAAAUGGAGCCAGGCUUACCUCGGAAUGACCAUCAGUGACCUCCUCCAGGUUUUCCCUUCUCAACCUGAGGAUGCCGGUCCAGAACUCUUCCACGGAAAGCCGCCGUGGCCGGUGGAGUCUCCCGUGGCCUUGCAGAAGGCCGUCUCCAUGACCAAAAACGGGAUAGCAGCAUCACCGGAACCCGAAGACCAGCAGCUCCAGAAAUCUCUGGCCAUUUGGAGCGAGGUGGAAUAUUCCCGGGUGUUGGUGAUCGAAAGCAACCAGGGACCAGGCGAAACCUGGAGCGCUCCUCCUCGCUUCUGGUCCAGUGGCUGGGAUCUGGUCAAAACAUGCCCCGAAUCGCCAUUUCACCCACAGUUCUGGGUCCAGAAUUUGACCUACGAGACUUUCUUAGAUGCCAAGUCCUAUAGGAAGGCGUCCAUUGAAUCCGUGGGGGAGUUUCCACUCUUGGUUAGUCUGGUGACCAUGGAUGAAGAGCUACACUCUGUGGAAAAAUCACACCCCUAA